AUGAAAGCCGCUGCUCGAUCUAAGAGCGCACAAGAAGAUGAGAAUCUGAAGUUCUUCUCGAACAAGAGUGGGAAAGCUCUGAUUACCACACGGGUUGCCCAAGAAAUAUACCUGAUAUACAAGAACAAGGAAGCUUCUGGUGCAGUUUGGACACCGACAGUCACCAGCGAAGAGCUUGCAAACAAGUACGGGAUCACAGCGAAAGCAAUACGAGACAUCUGGAACAAGCGGACAUGGCGGCACGCCACCGUAAAAUAUUGGACUGAGGAAGAGAAGAGGCAAUUCAAUAACAAGCCAAAGCCUCGUGAGAAAAUGACAGCCAACGAGCUUGAACAGCGCACGCAUACGGCUGCUGAGUUAAUUUCGCUCCCCGCAAGUCCUGACACCUUGUCUCAGAGCGCACACAGCGGAGGGAUCAAGGUUGACAAGAACGAGUCUGUCUCAUCUGUUUCGCGAUCUGAAGAACAGGAAAACGAGGGAUGGCAGGAGGAUGUAGAGGUGGCUACUAGUUCCUCCAACAUACAGCACAGUCGUCCAAGCUUUGAGACGCAAGACGAUGGAUGGAUGACGUGCCCCUCGAGGAUAGGAAUGUUUAUAUCGAGCAUCCCUUCGGUCGAACUCAAAUAG
Molecule: messenger RNA, 627 nt
Organism: Guillardia theta CCMP2712
Lineage: Eukaryota; Cryptophyceae; Pyrenomonadales; Geminigeraceae
Exons: 1
Coding region: 1-627 (208 amino acids)
Source: RefSeq, a predicted model, not a curated record